AACAGUCCACCCCCGCCGCUAGGCUCGACUUGGUACGACCCUCCAUGGCGUAAAGUUUCCUUCCGCGUCGAGCAAGCAGUGUGAGCGUGACACACAAAGAGGGGAGGCAAAGCGUGCCGACACGACCGAGAUGGAUGCUGAGACCGCCGCCAACAGCGAGCCCAUGGUGGGUGAGGAGGAGCCUCUUUUCGGCAACCUGGACCUCUUUCUCUUCUCCCUGAUUGCCGGCCUCCUCGUUUAUUGGUUCAUGUCCCGCAAGAAGCCCGAGCCCAUUCCCGAAUUCAAGAAGCUCGAAACACCAGCACCCACCACGAAAGAGACAAGUUUCAUCGAGAAAAUGAAGAAAACGGGCAAAAACAUCAUCGUGUUCUACGGCUCCCAGACGGGCACAGGAGAGGAAUUUGCUAACAGACUGUCCAAAGACGCUCAGCGGUACGGCAUGAAAGGAAUGGCUGCCGAUCCAGAGGAGUACGACAUGGGGGAACUGUCCCGUCUGUCUGAGAUUGAAAACUCCCUCGCCAUCUUUUGCAUGGCCACGUACGGUGAAGGAGACCCAACAGAUAAUGCCCAGGACUUCUAUGACUGGCUGCAGGAAAAUGAUGACGAAGACCUGUCUGGACUAAACUACACUGUAUUCGCUUUGGGCAACAAGACAUAUGAACACUACAAUGCAAUGGGCAAAUAUGUUGAUAAAAGGCUGGAAGAACUCGGGGCCAAGCGAAUCUUUGACCUUGGUUUAGGGGACGAUGAUGGCAAUCUGGAAGAGGACUUUAUUUCAUGGAGAGAGCAGUUCUGGCCAGCCGUCUGUGAGCACUUUGGUGUGGAAGCUUCGGGAGAUGACUCGAGCAUACGGCAGUACGAGCUGAAGGAGCUCACUGACGUCAACAUGAACAAAGUGUUCACAGGAGAGAUCGGUCGUCUAAAGAGUUUUGAGGUCCAAAAGCCGCCAUAUGAUUCCAAAAACCCUUUCCUGGCCACAGUCACCCUCAACCGCAGGCUCAACAAAGGUGGCGAUAGACAUCUCAUGCACCUGGAAGUGGACAUUACGGGCUCAAGGAUCAGAUAUGAGUCAGGAGAUCAUGUUGCCGUUUUCCCUACAAAUGAUUCUGCACUGGUGAACAAGCUGGGACAAAUCCUUGGAGUGGACCUUGACGUGGUUAUCUCUCUCAACAACCUUGACGAGGAGUCCAACAAGAGGCACCCAUUCCCCUGCCCCACCACCUACCGCACGGCCCUCACUCACUACCUGGACAUCACACACCCUCCUCGCACCAACGUCCUCUAUGAGCUGGCACAGUACGCCUCUGACCCCAAAGACCAGGAGAAUAUGCGCAAGAUGGCCUCUUCUUCACCCGAGGGCAAGGCACUCUACCAGGGUUGGGUGUUGGACGCCUGUAGAAACAUCCUCGCCAUCCUGGAGGACAUGCCUUCUUUGAGGCCCCCCAUUGACCACCUGUGUGAGCUGUUGCCUCGUCUCCAGGCUCGCUAUUACUCCAUCGCCUCCUCCUCUAAGGUUCACCCCAACAGCAUCCACAUCUGUGCCGUAGUGGUGGAGUACAACACUAAAACUGGCCGCGUCAACAAGGGAGUUGCCACCAACUGGCUGAAGAACAAACUGGUCACAGACAACGGCCACAAGUCCACCGUUCCCAUGUACAUCCGCAAGUCUCAGUUCCGCCUGCCCUUCAAAGCCACCAACCCAGUGAUCAUGAUCGGCCCUGGGACAGGAAUCGCUCCCUUCAUGGGCUUCAUCCAGGAGAGGGGCUGGCUCAAACAGCAAGGAAAGGAAGUCGGAGAGACGGUGUUGUAUUUCGGCUGCAGACAUAAGGACGAAGAUUUUAUCUACCAGGAGGAGCUACAGGACGCAGAGAAGAAUGAGGUUAUAACGCAGCUUAAUGUUGCCUUCUCCAGAGACCAGGAACAGAAGGUGUACGUGCAGCACAUGAUGAAGACGAAUAAGGAACACAUCUGGAAACUGAUUCACUCAGACAAUGCUCAUAUCUACGUCUGCGGGGAUGCAAGGAACAUGGCUAAAGACGUGCAGUUGGCCUUCUACGAGAUAGCAGAGGAGCUGGGAGGCAUGACGCGCACCCAGGCCACAGAUUACAUCAAGAAACUGAUGACCAAGGGACGCUACUCGCAAGAUGUCUGGAGUUAAAGAGCCUCCAACUCUGCCUCAGUCUCAAUACUCAAGUGGUGGUUUUAAAUUUUCUAUUUUUAACUGUAUGUCCUGUUUUAUCAGGACUGAAUAUUAAAACAUUUAACACUUGUGCAUCGCCCUGGUUUAUGAGAGCUACAGGUAGCAGAAUAUCAUUAGGCAAACCCUACCUCAGCAGGUUUUCUUAAUAAACCCAUUCAGUAAUUUCCUAUGUACACUUAAUUAUGUAUCUGGAUCCUCACUUGAGCCAUGGUCUCCGACCAAACAGCAGUUACCCUGUCUGGUUUCCAGGGACUGUCAAGAGUCUCUGAUAUGUAAAAGUAAGAACUUGCUCGCUUGAAAUUCCUCCAUCAAUCAGGAGGCGUACUUUGUAAAUGCAAAAAGAUUCACCUACAUUUUACAUUUAAUUUUGAUUGCAUUGUUUUAAUGAGCCGAUCUGUUUCAUGAGACAACAACUCGCUGCGUCCAACCUCUAGAUGUACAGAAUAUAAUUCCACUGUGGACAUUUAAAUUCAAAAUCUAUAUAGCUCAUUCAGUUUUUCCAUCUUUGUAACUUUCAUAUAACCGCAGCCCGGUAAAACCACAGCAGGUAACAAGUGAAUCUGAGGACACUCGAAGACGCUUUAUAGACAUGAAAGGAGCGUAUGUAGUGGUGCUUUGGAAAGUACUUAAAAUGUUUGAUGUAACAAGCUGAUGUCGUAGGUACAGUUAUGUUUACCUUUUGUAUUUUGACAAAGGGUUUUGCCUCUCAUGCAUAAGUUUCUGUUCAUUUUAAUCAGUAACAGGAACCUUUCGAGGGGGCACAAAGUGAUGCAAAGGGGGAAGAUUGUUUGUAGAAGAAUAUGAGAUUAUGUGCAUUUUUAUUUUCUCAUGAAAGCCUGUCUUUAAAUAUGAUGAAAAAUCUGUAGGUGUCCUAUAUUUGUAAAAUGUUCAUAUAUUUUGAAAUGUUGGCCUUGAAACCAGAUCUGCCCUUCCAAAUGGUGAUUGUUUAUUUUAUAUGCAUCCGAUAGCAGAGGAUUAUCAAUAGGUUUAUCAUGUGGUGGUAACCACCUCUGUUUGAUUGUUAUACCUUAUGUGAUUAGAGAAGAAAAAUUAUAUGCACCACUACAUGGAGAAAAUAUUAAAACAUUUUGUGUGUCUCAUCAGUCAGUGCACAUUCCAGUACUUUUAUGUGAAUAUAUGGACUUUGAGGUGGACAACCGACCAGUUAAAGUACAGACUGUGCCUUUUAACACUGCCUUGCCAUAAUUAUGUUAGCAUUAAAACUCUGACGUUUCACUGUCUCUUCAGUGGUUUCCUUUCUUCCAUGCUUACAUUUUGAUAGAAAAGUCACUUUACACAGUACUGUCACUUUUAUGUCAUUCUAUUUUAUUUUGUAAUUAUUUGGUUUAUCAAGGCAUGCAUUUUUUUAAUGAAUAAAAUUGGAAUAAUU
Larimichthys crocea (large yellow croaker) is the source of this 3590-nucleotide messenger RNA. RefSeq names its product P450 (cytochrome) oxidoreductase b (gene porb). Gene Ontology annotation, molecular function: flavin adenine dinucleotide binding; FMN binding; NADPH-hemoprotein reductase activity. The coding region runs from base 131 to 2158 and encodes 675 amino acids. Gene Ontology annotation, biological process: response to hormone. Gene Ontology annotation, cellular component: cytosol. Lineage: Eukaryota; Metazoa; Chordata; Actinopteri; Sciaenidae. The transcript is spliced from 16 exons. The record is from RefSeq and is a predicted model, not a curated record.